Molossus molossus (Pallas's mastiff bat) is the source of this 5202-nucleotide messenger RNA. It is a transcript of the gene NR1D2, whose product is annotated as nuclear receptor subfamily 1 group D member 2. The record is from RefSeq and is a predicted model, not a curated record. Gene Ontology annotation, molecular function: RNA polymerase II cis-regulatory region sequence-specific DNA binding; nuclear receptor activity; zinc ion binding. The transcript has 8 exons. NCBI's taxonomy places the organism in Eukaryota, Metazoa, Chordata, Mammalia, Chiroptera, Molossidae. Gene Ontology annotation, biological process: hormone-mediated signaling pathway; cell differentiation; negative regulation of transcription by RNA polymerase II. The coding region runs from base 287 to 2020 and encodes 577 amino acids.
GCUGCCCUCCCCGUCAGCCGCCCUCGCCGCCGCGGUGCGCUGGCUGCAGGAAGCCUCCGCGCCGCCGCUUUUGUUGUCAGGGUCCCCGCGAGGAGCGCCGCUCGCCGGCUGUCGCGGUCGCCGUCUCCGUCUGCAGCCCGCUCUCCGGCCGCCGGCCCGGGCGCUCCGCCCAUGAGGGGGUCCCGCGACCACCGCUGCCUCCAGCCCGAGGCGGCGCGGCGCUGAGGAGGCGGAGCUGCCCCCUCUGCGGGAAGCGGGCGGCCUCGGCCCCCUUCCCGAGGGCACCAUGGAGGUGAAUGCGGGAGGUGUGAUUGCGUAUAUCAGUUCUUCCAGCUCAGCCUCUAGCCCUGCAUCUUGCCACAGUGAGGGUUCUGACAAUAGUUUCCAGUCCUCCUCCUCUUCUGUUCCAUCUUCUCCAAAUAGCUCUAAUUCUGAUAACAAUGGUAAUCCCAAAAGUGGUGAUCUCUCCAGUAUUGAAGGUAUUCUGAAGAAUGAUCGAAUAGAUUGUUCUAUGAAAACAAGCAAGUCAUGUGCACCUGGGAUGACAAAGAGUCAUAGUGGAGUGACAAAAUUUAGUGGCAUGGUUCUACUGUGUAAAGUCUGUGGGGAUGUGGCGUCAGGGUUCCACUAUGGAGUUCAUGCUUGUGAAGGCUGCAAGGGUUUCUUUCGGAGAAGCAUUCAGCAAAACAUCCAGUACAAAAAGUGCCUGAAGAAUGAAAACUGUUCUAUAAUGAGAAUGAAUAGGAACAGAUGUCAGCAAUGUCGCUUCAAAAAGUGUCUGUCUGUUGGAAUGUCAAGAGAUGCUGUUCGGUUUGGUCGAAUUCCUAAGCGUGAAAAACAGAGGAUGCUAAUUGAAAUGCAGAGUGCAAUGAAGACCAUGAUGAACAGCCAGUUCAGUGGUCAUUUGCAGAAUGACACAUUAGUAGAACAUGAACAGACAGCCUUACCAGCCCAGGAACAUCUUCGACCCAAGCCCCAGCUGGAGCAAGAACACAUCAAAAGCUCUUCUUCUCCCUCUUCUGAUUUUGCAAAGGAAGAAGUGAUUGGCAUGGUGACCAGAGCCCACAAGGAUACCUUUAUGUAUAAUCAAGAGCAGCGAGAAAACUCAGCAGAGACCAUGCAGCCCCAGAGAGAACGGAUUCCCAAGAACAUGGAGCAAUAUAAUUUAAAUCAUGACCAUUGUGGCAAUGGGCUUAGUAGCCAUUUUCCUUGUAGUGAAAGCCAGCAGAAUCUCAAUGGACAGUAUAAGGGGAGGAACAUAAUGCAUUACCCAAAUGGGCAUGCCAUUUGUAUUACAAAUGGACAUUGUAUGAACUUCUCCAAUGCUUAUACUCAAAGAGUAUGUGAUAGAGUUUCGAUAGAUGGAUUUUCUCAGAAUGAGAACAAGAAUAGUUACCUGUGCAACAAUGGAGGGAGAAUGCAUCUGGUUUGUCCAAUGAGUAAGUCUCCAUAUGUGGAUCCUCAUAAAUCAGGGCAUGAGGUCUGGGAAGAGUUUUCAAUGAGCUUCACUCCAGCAGUGAAAGAAGUGGUGGAAUUUGCAAAGCGUAUUCCCGGAUUCAGAGAUCUCUCUCAGCAUGACCAGGUCAACCUUUUAAAGGCUGGGACUUUUGAGGUUUUAAUGGUACGGUUUGCUUCGUUAUUUGAUGCAAAGGAGCGUACUGUCACCUUUUUAAGUGGAAAGAAGUAUAGUGUGGAUGACUUACACUCAAUGGGGGCUGGGGAUCUGCUAAACUCUAUGUUUGAGUUUAGUGAGAAGCUGAAUGCCCUCCAGCUUAGUGAUGAAGAGAUGAGUUUGUUUACAGCAGUUGUCCUGGUAUCUGCAGAUCGAUCUGGAAUAGAAAACGUCAACUCUGUGGAGGCUUUGCAGGAAACCCUCAUCCGUGCACUAAGGACCUUAAUAAUGAAAAACCACCCAAACGAGGCCUCUAUUUUUACAAAACUUCUUCUAAAGUUGCCAGAUCUUCGAUCUUUAAACAACAUGCACUCUGAGGAACUCUUGGCCUUUAAAGUUCACCCCUAAGGCCUUUGCUUAUUUAAACGAACUGAGUCAUGCUAACUGUACAUUUUGUGCUAAAAUGCUUAUUUAUAUGUGUAUACUGUACCAUAUGUGGAGAUAGAAAAGACCUUUAAGACAAUACAAGAUUGUAGGCUAUCUCUUAGUCAUGCAGUAGCUGUUUGGAUUGAGAUUUUAUUCAGCCAUGAUUAGACAUUGACAGCAUUUCCCUGAUAGACCAAUCAGCUGUGUCGCACUUAAACUGGAGAAGUUACACUGAAUUAUAGUUACACUGAAUGUUAUACUUUUUCAUCUGCCAAAACCAAAAACCAUUUUGAUCUCCCUGUGGUAUAAAUAUAACGCACAGUCACAAGUAUAUGAGGACUUAAAAAUUAAUCCUUUGUGGUACAAGUUCUGUUAUGUGAUGGAAACUUGAUUUUAGUAUAAGACUAUUUGAUCUGGUAAUUGGAGACUUUGUAGAUUAGGAGAUUUUCUUGUUUGUAUUUUACUCUUCCACUGUUAAAGUGUAUGGUCCAGGCAGGUUAGUUGGUUAUGGAAAAUGAGAAUUGGUAGUGUUCCCAAUGCCCCACCUCACAGAGAUACUAAAAGAAAUGUCUAUAAAGCAUAUUUACCUCUUUGGAUAUAGGCACUAUGUAAAUAAGGUAAAGUUUUUGUUAUAAUUAUUCAUUAUAAUAAUUUCUGAUUUGUAAGCUUUUCUGAGAAAUCAUUUCACAGCCCACGCCAGUCUAUUCAGGGUUCCUGCAUAUGUGUGGGGUAUCAUCCUGGCACACACACAUUCAAAGUUUAUAGGUACAUCAAAUACAUAGUAUGUGUACAUAAUAUGUAUGUGAAUAUAGUUAUACAUAAAUAUAUUUCUUCACAAUAUUUUAAACUGUGAAGAACUUUAUCAUACAAUAAACUUAAAACAAGAAGUGACAAAAGACCCAAAUUAGGUGCAUUUUACCUGUUGAUGACAUAACCAUUGCUUUAAAUGUUUAGACAGUAGAAUAUUGAGUUUAUGCUUUAUUUUUGUUUAAGCAACACAAUGUAAAAGUACAACAGUCAGUUGAGUCCAAAUUUUAAAAAAUAUGUAGUUUAGAGUUCAUCUUUGUUAAAACUUUUGGUUCAAGGUACUAGUUAUUUUCAAGUUUAUUCAGAUUCUUACCUUGAGCUAAAAAAGGUGACAUUGCUGCCCCUAAUACACAUGCUGCAGCUUGAUGAUAAAUAUUUUGAUUCUGGAGACUAGUCAGUGUUUAAGAAAGUAGUUUAAUAUGUUGGUGUGUGUGUUUGCGUGUGCACGUGCACAUGUGCAAACAUGUUCUGAGUCUACUUUCCCUCUCCCUCAAAUAACACUACAGGGAUUUUGUCAAAUUAGAUUUAAUCUAUAAUUUGGAAAAUAAUUUAAUGUGUGACCUACAGGUUUAGAAGUGGUAGAGUAAAAAACAUUUCAUUCACAUUUCUAAUACUGGGCUUUAUUAAAUAGGUAAGGUCAACCUCCGUUUAUGGAAGUAGGAGGAAUAGCCAAAGUUGAGGAUUUAAUGGAUGUUCUGUUUCCCUAGAAAAUAGCAAUUAGUUAUUAUUUUGGCGGGGUAAAGAUUGCCUUCUAUAUAAUUUUUGGAUUAUAUAAAUUUGCAAAAAUGAACAGAACCUACUUUACUCAGCCUGUUACUUUAAUGACAUGUGAGCAGAAUGCCUUAUUUUGUAAUCUUGUUUAACUUGUUGCUAUGGGUACUUGAAUUCCUGUGGUACUAGUUAAGUAAGUUAAAAAUAAAGUUAAACCCUCUCAUUAUUAAAGAGGAAAGGUGAUGGUGAUGUCUGUAAUACAAUAUAAACCAUAAUUGUGAUUUACCUUAAGUAGGUAUGACUUUUAUGGAAUAUACAGUAUAGUUUUUGUGAAUUCUUUACAUGAUAGCAUUAUCUUUUUAUAAUUUUUUUUCCUAAGAUAAAUGCAUAGUUUUCUUCUAUGGGGAAUAGAAACAGCUUUUUGAAAUAAUACUGAAAACCUCAAAGGUCAUCUUGAUUCUUAAUUUUUGCCUUUUGCAUAAGCGUCUUUAUAAUAUGUAUCUUUAAAACAAUUGCUAAGUCUUUAGGAAUGUGUAACCAGAACUAUGUUAGUAUUGCUUAUAAAACCUUAGGUUCAGUAUGUACAUGUAUACAUCGAUGUAUAGGUAUAUAGAUUUGCAUUUUGUCUUGUAAAAUUUUAUUUGAAUGAAUUCUUCCUGUAGGUAAUGGGAAACAAAAUUAAUAGUUCAUAUGCCACUCAUAGCAUUUCUAUAUUUGAAAAUAGCCCAACAUUGAAACUUCUAAUACUAAAAUUAAACCAGCAGCCUAUUACAAGCACAUUCUUUGAUUGGGUCAUUGGUUAUAAACUUACUAAAUGCAGAGAAGACAACCAGUUUUAGGAAACUUCUGAGUUGGUGGGACACUGUUGAUUAAUUAAUAUUGUACUGUAUGAAUUAAGUGAUGCUUUAACUCGGAUUUUUACAUUUUAAAGUUAAAAUAUGGGCAUUAUGUCAGCAAACUUAAGGGCAUUAUGUCAGCAAGCUAAAAUUUUUUUUUUCCCCCUGUGCUUUUAAUGUGUCUCUUUGAAGACGAUUUGAGCUUUUGGAGAGAAAUAGCUGAGGGAAAAGGAUGACAUUGGAGUGAAGCUUUUCCUUACAGCGAUGGUUUAAUUACAGAUUAGAAAAUUAGAAGGGAAUUUCAGAGGAUUAAGUGUACAACUUUCAUAUCUACAUUUCAAGAACUUACCAUUGUAACUUGAUAAGAUAUGAUUUAUUUUAUGUAAACAUCAUUGCAAGGCAAGGUGUAGAAGCUCAGCUAGAUUUAUUACUGUGCACGAGAGUAAGUACCUAUCUCAGUUAUUCUUUUUCUUUUCCAAUAUAAAGUUUGCUGAAUGUACAAGAAGAGUUUAUCACUUAGGAUAUAGACUUUUUUUUAGGGGUUGGGGGGAGGGCUCUGUCAAGAAAUGACCUAUAAACAAAGAUUAUCUUGAUUUGAUCUGAAACAAAACUUGCAAGCUAUUAUUGCGCUAACAUGGAAAAAUAAAAUGGCUAUCGUUUAAAAAAAUGAUAGAAAUAUAUAGUUGACAAGAUACAAAUUAAGUUUAUUUUCUACAAACUGUUAUUGAGGACAUGGAUAAUACCUUCAUGGUUUUGAAAAGUAAUCUGUACAUUGGGGGGGAGAGGAUAAUAAAUGUUAUUUCUAACCAA